AUGAAAAAAUUUAAGGAGAGAGCUUCUUACGCUGCGAGGUGGAGAGAAGAGUAGGUAAUGUGUGUUGUGGCUUUGGGCAGUGAGUCUGAGCAACAAAGAAAGAGAGAGAAGGGAACAAAAGGUUAUUCCAAAACGCAGCACGACACGUACUCCUUUGUCGUUUUGAUGAUUGUUUUUAGAUUUUUGAAAUUUGAUUUCCGGUUUUAG
Camelina sativa (false flax) is the source of this 207-nucleotide messenger RNA. The record is from RefSeq and is a predicted model, not a curated record. NCBI's taxonomy places the organism in Eukaryota, Viridiplantae, Streptophyta, Magnoliopsida, Brassicales, Brassicaceae.